Messenger RNA from Epithele typhae, 6831 nucleotides. RefSeq lists its product as uncharacterized. The coding region runs from base 1 to 6831 and encodes 2276 amino acids. Gene Ontology annotation, cellular component: nuclear RNA-directed RNA polymerase complex. NCBI's taxonomy places the organism in Eukaryota, Fungi, Basidiomycota, Agaricomycetes, Polyporales, Epitheliaceae. Gene Ontology annotation, biological process: regulatory ncRNA-mediated heterochromatin formation. The transcript is spliced from 24 exons. The record is from RefSeq and is a predicted model, not a curated record. Gene Ontology annotation, molecular function: metal ion binding; helicase activity.
AUGUCCCAACCGCGCCCGGGCCCGUGCAGGGACUUCGCUGCCGGGAACUGUCGAUACGGCAAUCGGUGCAGGUACUCGCAUGAUCGCGGGGGAUCCAACGCAUCUUCGCGCGGAGGAAACACGAGAGGAUCUCCUUCAACACCCACCCGUGGCCGAUCCCGCGGCCGCGGCCACCCCCAGGCCUCUCCAAGCCCCCGACAACCCCGACCCAAGGGCAUACCUCAUAACGUGUGCGAUUUCUACUGGCAGAGCGGGGCCUGUGCGAGGGGCUUUGAGUGCCAGUUCCGGCACGAGAAGGGGACGGGGGCGGCGAAGAUGGGCGUUCAGGACGGGGCGGACGGGGAGCGUGCUGCGGUAGACGGCAACGACGACGCGCCGCUCGACUUCUUCUCGCCCGAGGGCCUUGCCGUUGGCGCCGGGUCCGUGCACGAGCAAGAGCACAAGCUGAACCCCAGCGAGGUUCACAACUACCUGCACGAGUAUCUCCGCGACCACUAUGUUUUCUCCUCCGUGACCAAGGUCCAGGCGUUUGUGCGUAUCUUGGCCAGCGUCAACGACCGCAACAAGUCAUGGAACACUGACAGUGCACAAGAGUUUCUUCAAUUUGUCGUGACUGGAAACACUCUCCACAGGAUCGGAGAUGUCCUUCGCUUCCCGCAGGUCGGAUCCUCCGUAGGGUACCCUGCCGGGACGCGUCUCUCUUUUCAGCGCGGAUACUUCCCGCUGUUUCAGUUCUUCGCCUCCGAUCUCGUGCUUAAGUCUACCCUUCACCAGAACAUCAAUUCCUUGUACUCGCUCAUCGUCAACAACCACGAUGCAAUCUUCGGGACGUUGCGACAAUGCAUUUCCGAAAUGAUAGACGUUUAUUCGUGGAAGGACCAGUCACCUGGUCUCCCAGCGUCCCAGCAAACCAGUCUAGACGGGCUCACGGUUUUCCGAGUGCUCUCUACUGUUCUCUUGCAGUACUUCCAGCGAUUCAGAGUCUCGAUCCGCGAUCAUGACAAUACUCCCUCCUUCGUGCAAGACUUUGCUCGUUGGUUCGACAUCUGGGCCAAGGACGUCUCUUCCCCUCAGCCUCGAUACACGGACCCGAUCGCUUCCGCGGACUCCAGAACGAGGAACCUCACCAUAGAUCACAUCCAGGAAGAUAUCCUCCGUCUCGGUGCCAUCGUCGAGCGUGAGAGUGGCGUUGUGAUAAAGCUUCAAAUCGGACCACCCGCGUCUUCCAUGACUGCCGCGCAGAAGAGUCAGGCCCGCAUCGCGCAGCUCGCGCAGACAUACGAUCCCCCAGGCGAACUCCGUCCCGAUGGGCCCCGGCACGACAACGAUCACCAGUUCAUCCGUGACAUCUCAAUCGCGCCCACGCACGACGAGAUCUUCGCUCCCAUUGGGCCAUAUCUCCCUGUCUUUAGCAGGGAUGCGCCCCACCACCUUCCUGCGAACUCUAUGGAACGUCAUCUCGACAUCCAGUUCCGGCUUCUUCGCGAGGAGCUCAUCUCCACUACUCGUGCGUCCUUGACCGUCAUCCAUGAAGACCUCGACCGCAUCUGGGACCUGAACCGCGACCGACGCUACAAGACCCAGCUCGAGAAACUCCUCACCAGCAAAGGCGGCGCCUACCGCACAUCCGGCCACGACUCCGUCUACUUCCAGGUCUACACCGGCGUCGAGUUCGUCCAGCAGCCGCCCGAGGCGCAGCGCCGCGGCAUCGUCGUCACCAUCUCACUCGACACGCCUCCCGCCGGCGCCGCGCGGGACAAGAACGCCUCCAAACGGUUCGAGUUCUGGGACCGCAGCCGACGCCUGCAGGGCGCGACCCUCGUCGCGCUCGUCACGACGCGGCGCGGCGAGGCGCGCGUCCACCUGGGCGUCGUCGCCUCGUACGGGCGCGACAUCGCCGAGUCCGCGCGGCGGUCCGCGGAGCGGAUCCAGGUCAAGGUGACGUUCUUCGAGGCCGACGUCGAGAUGAUGGCGCUCCGCGGCGAGCAGCUGUGCGCCGAGGGCGGCAAGCUCAGCAAGUUCGCGGUGCUCGUCGACACGGGCGUCAUGUUCGACGCGGUGCGCCCGUUCCUGGAGAAGCUGAAGACGACGGAGCCGACGGAGAUCCCGUUCGGGCGGUACAUCGCCACGGGGACGGGGCUCCACGGCGUAGAGGUGCACUCGCCCAAGUACGCGCUCGCGCCGGCGUUCAAGUUCCGGCUGCAGUGUGUGGCGAAGGAGGGCGCGACGAUCUCGGACCUGGACGUCAACAUUCCGGAGGCGGUCGAGCGGGCGCGGGACCAGUUGAAGCGGUUGAGUGUCCUGGAUCCCAGUCAAGCCGAGGCUGUCGUUGAUACCCUCGUCAAGGAGAUCUCCUUGAUCCAAGGACCGCCAGGGACCGGAAAGAGUUACACUGCGAAGGAAAUCAUCCGCAUACUCGUUGCGAGCCAGAUCCGCCCCAUCGUUCUCAUAGCAUUCACGAACCACGCGCUUGACCACAUGGUCGAGUCAGUUCUCGACGGCAAGAUCACGGACAAGGUCAUCCGUCUCGGCACCCGUUCCUCCAACGAGCGUAUCGCCGAGUACACACUCGACAAGAUGGAGCGGAUGGUCAACGCUCCAACGCUCGACAGGUCUAUCAAGAAGCAGUAUCGUGUGAUGAAGGAGCUUGAAGAGCGCAUGACCGAGACGAUGACCGAGAUCCGGCUCCCCCGACUCCAGUGGCACAAGAUCGAAGAAUACCUCGACAUCAAGUACCCGGAUCACGUGGAGUGGUUGCGCACCCCGCCGGCCUGGAUCUCGGAUCUCUACGCCCUUCAUAGCGCAGACGAGGCUGAAGGGGGCGAGUGGGAGACCGCGAAAGGGAAGAACGCGAAGAAGACGGCCACGACCGACGAUGCCGUCGCCCACACCUUGUACGGAUUCUGGCGGAGCUCCGGCGAUAUUGCCUUCCUCUCUCAGCCUCCACCACCGGCCACGAAGCAGUCAAAGAAGGGCAAGGGGCGCGCGGACGACCCCGUUCAAGACAUCCCGCUCCUGCAGAACCCUCCCGCGUUCUUCGCAUCACUUGGCUUCCCGACACUUCCUCCCAUUCCGAGCAUGAACCGUGGUAUCGAUGCAUUGGAGGAGACCGGGAACGUGUGGUCGAUGUCUCAGCAGGAGCGUCUGGCGCUCACGCAGAAGUGGGAGAGGGACAUUCGCCUCAUGGCGUACCGCACGAAGAACGACAUGUACAAGCGUGUCAAGGCGGAGUACGAAGCCGCGUGCAAACAGUACGAACAGAUGCGCGACGAGGUUCGGCGUCGGAUCCUCAGCCAGACCGACCUUAUUGCGUGUACGACUACUGGAGCUGCCACGCUCACCUCGCUGCUUGAGAGCAUCUCUCCAAGAGUUCUCAUGGUCGAGGAGGCUGGUCAGGUGCUGGAAGCGCACAUUUUGGCGUCCCUCGUCUCUUCGGUGCACCAUCUGAUCUGUAUCGGUGAUCCUCAGCAACUUCGUCCCAACCUCGCCAACUAUACCCUCUCUAUGGACAGCAGGCAGGGUAAAGAGCUGUACAAGUUCGACCGAUCGUUGAUGGAGCGUUUGCACGACGAGCAGUACCCGAUGUCGCAGAUCAACGUCCAACGGCGCAUGCGCCCCGCGAUCUCCCACUUCAUUCGAGAAAUACUAUACCCUAAGCUCGAGGACAACGAGAUCGUCCACGGAUAUCCUCACGUGCAAGGGAUGCAGAAGGACGUUUUCUUCUUCAACCAUCUGAACAAGGAGAACGGAACCGAGGACUCUGUCUCCAAGUACAACAGCUUCGAAGUGGAGAUGAUCAGAGAGCUCGUUCUCUACUUCCUCCGGCAGGGCUGCUACAACGCCGAAGGAGACAUUGCCGUCUUGUGCGCCUACCUUGGACAGCUACAAAAGGUUCGCGCGGCGCUCGCCGGUCUGAAGAUCACCGUCGCCCUUGAUGAGCGAGACCAAGACCAGCUCGUCAGGCAAGGUAUCGACGAAGAGCAGGCUGAAUUCGAAGAAGUUCUUGUCGCGAAGCAUCUCCGUCUCGGUACUGUCGACAUCUUCCAAGGACGUGAAGCGAAAAUCGUCAUCGUCUCUUUGGUGAGAAACUCGGGAAAAUCGGACAGCAGUACGGCAUCCAUCGGAUUCCUGAAGAGCGUCAACCGCAUCAAUGUGGCCCUGUCUCGCGCGAAACACGGGCUAUAUGUCCUCGGAAACGCGGCGAAUCUGCGGCAGAACGACACCUGGGACACCAUUCUCGCCGAGAUGGAGGAAAACGACCAGAUCGGCAGUGCAUUCCCAAUCAUAUGCCCUCGUCACCCCGAGGAAGUCAACUUCAUCUCGCAACCAGCAGAACUCCCUCGAGUCGCUCCUGUGGGAGGCUGUUUGCGUCCAUGCGGUGCGCAGAUGCUCUGCGGCCACGUAUGCCCGUCUGUGUGUCACGCGGUCAUCGACAAUCACCGAACCGUUUUCUGCGAGGCACCCUGCACCCGGACACCCUGUCCUCGGUCCCACCCUUGCCCGAAGCGCUGCUCAGAUAACUGCGGCGACUGCAUCUUUCCAAUGCAUAGGGUCGCUCUUCCCUGUGGCCAUGUUGCCGCUUCCGUACCAUGUCACAAACUCGAGGACCUCGCGUCCGUCCGAUGCACCGCGCAAGUACGGAAGAAGCUGCCGAGCUGCGAGCACUCCGCGGUCAUGCAGUGCUCUCAAGAUGCGGCCACAUACCGCUGCCAGGAGCGCUGCAACCGCGAACUUCCGUGCUGCUCCAGGACGUGCAAGUCGAGCUGUCACGAGUGCACAGCCAUCACCGUCGAGAUCACCAGGCAAGCGUCUGGCCAGGUGGACCGGACGGAACACGAGAGCCACCCCUGCGAGCGCAUGCUCUACUGCCAGCACCAGUGCGGUCUGGCCUGUGCGAAGGAUCACCGCUGCAACACAUCGUGCAAAGGUCAAUGUCGUCAACAGUGCUCACAUCAAAAAUGCAGCAAGCCGUGCUCUGUUCCGUGCGCGCCGUGCAUGCAGCGCUGCGAGUGGGCGUGCAAGCAUGCCGAGUGUCCGGUGACAUGUGGGGCGAUCUGUUCGCGACUUCCCUGCGAUGAGCCUUGCAGUACGACCUUGCAAUGCGGCCAUCCCUGUCCGUCUGUCUGCGGAGAGCCCUGCACUGCACAGACAUGCGUCGAGUGUCUCUCGGACGAAGACAGGCAGGACGUGGACAUCGUCGACUAUCUCAUGCAGCGCAAGCUCGAGGAGAUCGACCUCACUUCAACGGACGUUGCCGAACGACUCAUCACCCUCGCAUGUGGCCACAUGUUCACCGUCGAGACCCUCGAUGGUCACUGCAACAUGCACGCAUUCUAUAACGUCGACCCUAUGACCGGGAAGUUCCUCUCCACUAAGGCGCCUCCCAUCGACUACCAGACUCCGCCGACGUGCCCGCGCUGCCGAGGACCCAUCACUGCUCUCCGUUAUGGGCGCGUCACGAAGCGCGCGACGCUCGACAUCAUCGAGCAGAACGUGGCUAGCACCAUGUCCCACUCCCUCGACAAGUGUACUCCCGCUCUCGCGGCCCUCACCUCAUCUCUCCCCACCCUCAAGGAGGAAGCCACGAGGCUCAAGAUCGACGCCACCGACCCCGAGGAAGAGGACAACAAGAAGGAUACUCAGCGCAAGGGUGCCGAUCACUUCGCAAACCUUGCGGGAAUGCUCCCUCUCUCCGUACUGCAGACUGGAGGGAUGAUGUCCUUCCACGGCCUCUCGAAGAAGGAAGCGCGCACCUGGCACGACCACAUCAGCCCCGCACUCAUCAUGUACGCGAGCAUCGUUGGUAUCGCCAGCACCCGUGGGGCGCACGUCAUGGCCUACGAGGCCGCGCGCAGCACCCUCUUCCGCCUGACGAUGGAGGAGCUCACGCAAGUUUCUCUCGAUGCACCCGGCGCGCUCGGCGACGACGACACGCCCGAGGAGAUCGCGCUCGCCACGGUAGACCGCGCGAUCGGCCAACCCCCUCCGAAGGCCGACGUCCGCUUCCAAGUCGAGGCCUCCUUCCUCACGCUCGAGGUCCGCGCGCUCAUCGCCGAGAUCGCCCAGGCGCGCGUCGAGGGCCUCAACGUGAACCCGACCACGGCGGACGCGGGCGCGGCGGCGCACCGCGAGAAGUGGGAGCGCUUCGUCGCGUUCGUGUACGACACGUGCGCCGCGGACGCGGGCAAGACGUACAAGCUCGCCGCGGACUCGCGCGCGUCGCGGCAGGCGGCGCGCGCGAUGGUGCACCAGACGCGGUUCAAGUUUGAGCGCAUGCGGUGGGACGUGAUGUGCGAGCGCACGGCACGGAAGCGGGCGCAGGCGUUCGACCGCGAGCAGCGGCAGGUGCUGGCGAAAAAGGCGAAGGAGAUGAAGGCGCAUGUGCAUCGGAUCGGCGCGGACAUCGAGAGAACGUACCUGAAAGAGCGGGGGGUGCGGUUCCGGAGCUCCGACGCAGCUGAAGCGCAAUGGUUGGACGACAAUGUGUGGAAGAAGAUCAACGCCUGGAAGGGGGAGUGCGACGCGCUGGAGGCGUUCCUCGCCAAGGACGGCGUUUACGAACCUCUUUCAACCCAGGAGAUGGAGGAUAUCGUGCGCUCGUUCAACUUCUCGCACCGCGGUCACUUCUACAACUGCGAGAAUGGGCAUACGUUCGUAAUCACAGAGUGCGGCGGCGCUCAAGAGAGGUCGCGGUGCCCCGAGUGCGCCGCGCCGAUCGGUGGUGGAAACCACCAGAUCGAUAACUCCAACACGCGAGCGAAAGAAUUCGAGGCGGCUGCACGACGCAUUGGAGUGCGGGCAGGAGUGUAUUCGUGGAACAGAGACGAGUGA